Messenger RNA from Pectinophora gossypiella (pink bollworm), 1027 nucleotides. RefSeq names its product ubiquitin carboxyl-terminal hydrolase isozyme L3 (gene Uch). The transcript has 2 exons. Gene Ontology annotation, cellular component: cytoplasm. Gene Ontology annotation, molecular function: cysteine-type deubiquitinase activity. Gene Ontology annotation, biological process: protein deubiquitination; ubiquitin-dependent protein catabolic process. The record is from RefSeq and is a predicted model, not a curated record. Bases 173 to 865 code for a protein of 230 amino acids. NCBI's taxonomy places the organism in Eukaryota, Metazoa, Arthropoda, Insecta, Lepidoptera, Gelechiidae.
CAAACUGAUUUUCUUUUUAAACUGUCUAACCAUCUAAACGAGGCACAGUUAUUCAGCAUAUUGGUUGUUUUCUGAAGUAUUGAUCGAGUAUUCUUAUUUUCUUGACUGAUUAUUAAUUUGUUCCUUUCUUUGGGACGAGAUUUGGAGUUCGACGAAACCUUACUUGCUCGAAAUGGCGACUGAAAGUCUCAUCCCGUUGGAGUCAAAUCCCGAAGUUUUGAAUAAGUUUCUUCAAAAGCUGGGAGUGCCUUCAGAUUGGGCCGUUGUGGAUGUAAUGGGUUUAGAUACUGAAAUGCUGUCGUGGGUUCCUCGACCUGUUCUCGCUGUAUUGCUAUUGUUCCCCAUUUCUGACAACUAUAAGGAACACAAGGACAAAGAAGAGGCUGAGAUUUUAUCUAAAGGCCAAGAAAUUACUAGUGAUAUAUUUUAUAUGAAGCAAAAUCUCAGCAAUAGCUGUGGCACUGUGGCCCUUGUGCACAGUGUAGCUAAUAACACUGACAGAAUUAAAUUGACUGAAGGCCACAUGAAGAAGUUCCUCGAUGAAGCCAAAGGAUUGGAUGCUGCAGCUCGUGGAAUAUUGAUGGAAAAGAAUGAGGGCAUUAUCAAUGCUCAUAAAGAGUUGGCUCUUGAAGGGCAAACUAACACUCCUGGUGCUGAUGAUGAAGUGGUCCAUCACUUCAUUGCAUUUGUACACAAAGAUGGUGCUCUGUAUGAAUUGGAUGGGCGUAAAGCUUUUCCAAUAAACCAUGGACCAACUACUCCGGAUUCAUUACUAGAGGAUUCUGCUAAAGUUUGCAAGGAGUUUAUGGCUCGUGAUCCAUCUGAUGUGCGCUUCACUGUGUUGGCUUUAGCUGCAGCUGAUUAAAGUUACCAAGUAGUAUUAGCACUAUGGCAACAUUAUUAUUGCAGAGCUGUAGUAGCAAGCUGAGUCACUGUCAAGCUUAUAAUGUAUUCUCAUAUUUGAUAUAACUUGUGCAAUGCAAUGCAGGGCAAGCUUUUGUGAUAUUACAAAUUAAUUUAUUUUGAA